AUGGCGUCCUCGAAAACUGAGACACCAGACACAAGCUACGUCAAGAUGGAUAAGGACGAAGACCCCACGCUUAUCGGACGCCAUUGCCAGCUCGAGUACUGCAACCAGCUCGACUUCCUACCCUUCUUCUGCCAGAGCUGCAAGAAGACCUUCUGCCUUGACCACCGGAUCGAAGACUCCCACAAAUGCGCCAACAAGGGCGCCUGGGCCGAGCGGCGGCGGCUGGCCCAGCUGGCAAAACCUUCCGCCGGUGAGGGCAGGCGCAUGCGCGACUAUGUUUCCGAGAAGCCGUGCGCCGCGACGAGCUGCAAGACGACGGUCGGCACGGCGCUGGUGCCGGGCGUGCACUGCCCGACCUGCAACCGCGACUACUGCCUCAAGCACCGGCUGAAGGAGGAGCACGACUGCGCGAACAAGGUGCCCAUCGGGGCGCGGCCGGGUCAGCAGCAGUACGACGUCGCCGAGCACACUAAGAACGCGUUCGCGAAGCUGCGGGCCUGGGGCUCGGCCAAGCGGGACCAGGCCAACCGCGCGCUGCCCAAGGCGAAGCCUUCGAGCACGUCGGCGCGGCUGGUCGCCACGAAUAACCUCAAGAAGACGGCCAAGGGCGACGCGAAGCUGCCGUCCGAGAAGCGGGUCUAUGUCUAUGUGGAGGCCGAGGCCGAGACGACGACGGCGAGGAAUUACAAGGGCGAGUUUUACUACUCGAAGGACUGGGUUAUAGGGAGGGUGCUGGACGCUGCGGCCAAGAGCCUGCAGGUUGAAAACGUCAACAAUCAGUCUUCGCAGGAAAGGGAUAAGCUGCGCGUGUUCCAUGUUGAGGGCGGAAGGGUGCUUGAGUUCAACGAGAAAGUUGGAACUGUCCUGGUCAGCGGUAAUACGAUAGUACUGCUCCGUGGCAUCGGACCACCGCCCGAUCUUAUCGAGUUGUAG
Molecule: messenger RNA, 933 nt
Organism: Anthostomella pinea
Lineage: Eukaryota; Fungi; Ascomycota; Sordariomycetes; Xylariales; Xylariaceae
Source: the annotation of a GenBank genome assembly